ACAUCGUGCUGUCGAUCUGCAUGGAGACCAAACGACGACGUGUACUUCAAACGAAUUUCUCUCCUCUCCGUCGUCGUCGUUUCCGAGGGAACGCGAGCGUACCAAGACGUCCGUUAACGUUUUCACGAACUCAGCAAUCCUUGACGCGACGUCAUCGUCGAGGGCUCCGCAACUCUGGCCACCACAAUCGCACACGAACGCACCACAAACACACGCGUCGUCGCUGGUCGUCGCUACCGCUGGCUACCGCUGCUUCUUUUCUUUUCCCUGAUAUAUCCCUGGACUCCCUGGACGCGGUAGCUUUUUCAGCGCGGUCUGCUGUCGCUCGUUGGAACUAGACUGUUCGCUGUGGUUUGCUCGGCUCGACAGUUUGACGUUUCGAGACAUGUUGUAGCCGACGUGCCUGUCCAUCCCGAUAGUUAGUGUUAGGACGCUGUUAUUCCACCGUCAUUAUGCCUGCGUAUCACUCAAGUUUCACCAAGAGCCAUGGUACCAUUGGAAACAUGGCACUGCUGCCACUGAAAACCACAUUCAGAGGCCCCGCGCCUCCUUUCAACAACAAGGAACAGGACAUUAUUGAUGAGGCAUUGUAUUUCUUUAAGGCAAAUGUAUUCUUUAGGACGUACGAAAUUAAGAGUGAGGCAGACAGAGUUUUAAUCUACAUUACCCUUUUUAUUACCGAGUGUUUGAAAAAGCUACAAAAAUGCGCAACCCAACCACAAGCCAUGAACGAAAUGUUCUCCCUCGCUAUCUCCAAAUUUGAUAUCCCUGGUGAUCCUGGCUUUCCCUUGAAUUCUGUAUACGCCAAACCGAGUAGUCCCGCCGAAGCUGAUCUCAUGAGACAGUAUCUUUAUCAAAUCAGGCAGGAAACAGCUGUUAGAAUCGUUGAAAAAGUAUACGGCGAGGAUGGGAAGCCGAGCAAGUGGUGGCUCUGUUUCGCAAAAAAGAAAUUUAUGGACAAAUCGCUAUCUGGUCCCGGACAAUGAGUUAUCUCCUUGAUAUUGUUUUAAUGUGCAUAAUUGAAAAAUAAACCGGUUAAAAAAAGCUA
This is a messenger RNA of Solenopsis invicta (red fire ant), 1048 nucleotides long. RefSeq names its product actin-related protein 2/3 complex subunit 3 (gene Arpc3A). Lineage: Eukaryota; Metazoa; Arthropoda; Insecta; Hymenoptera; Formicidae. The transcript is spliced from 4 exons. Gene Ontology annotation, cellular component: cytoskeleton; Arp2/3 protein complex. Gene Ontology annotation, biological process: Arp2/3 complex-mediated actin nucleation; regulation of actin filament polymerization. Gene Ontology annotation, molecular function: actin filament binding. The record is from RefSeq and is a predicted model, not a curated record. Bases 453 to 986 code for a protein of 177 amino acids.